Capsaspora owczarzaki ATCC 30864 is the source of this 1087-nucleotide messenger RNA. RefSeq lists its product as hypothetical. The record is from RefSeq and is a predicted model, not a curated record. Lineage: Eukaryota; Filasterea; Ministeriida; Capsasporidae. The transcript has a single exon. The coding region runs from base 80 to 1087 and encodes 335 amino acids.
AAAAAGAAAAAAAAAAAAAAAAAAACAAGAAAAAAACAACCAAAAACCAAAAACCAAAAACCAACAACAAUCACGAAAAAUGACCGUGUUGUCGACCGGCGCGCUGCUCGUCAAGCCUGUUCCUGUCGAGUGCUCGGCAGAGGAUGUUCUUGCAGCCAUGAAGGAGAGCCUGGGCGAGCUCGGGGCCACGGCGUUGGCUGCCACGCUCGACCGCCCGUCGUGCAUUGUCGAAUUUCCCUCUCAGGAUCACGCUCGAGCUGCGCUUGCGUCACUCCGCUCCCAGCUGUGGAUUGGCGAUGUGGGUGCACGCGUCGUGCUGCACUCUGUCCCUCAGCCUCCAGCGGCACUGAUCGUCAGGCCCGUCCCAGCAGGCAAGUCGGCGGACGACGUCCUCGCCUGCAUGCGAGACAGCCUCGGUUCCCAAUUUGCUGUGUCUGCUGCCAUUUCGGCCUCGCUCGAGAGCGCAGUCUGCACCGUCUUGUUUCCGUCCGACGCCGAUGCUACGGCCGCUCUCCAGCAGUUGAAUUCGCAGCUGUGGUUUGACGAUGUCGGAAUGCGUGUGUCUCGGCCAACCCACCAAAUUGCUGCCCGCGCCGUUCCGAAGACGACUCAGAGCCACCCUCCUCCUUCUGCUGCUGCUGCUGCUGCUGCUGCUGCUGCACUUUCUCCUGCGCCGACCUCGGUUCCUCAGCCUGCUCCUUCUGCUGCUCCUGCUCCUCAUCACGCGUUCGCUCCGCCUGCGGCUUCCUCCAACCCCCAGCUUCAGGCCAAUCCAUUCGCCACUCCCGUCGUCGCCUCCCACAACCCGUUCGCCACUCCCGACGCCUCCCAGAAUCCGUUCGCCACUCUCGUCGCCUCCAACAAUCCGUUCGCCACUCCCAUUGCCUCUAGCACGGCUGCUCCUGUUGCGACCCAGUCGUCCUACAUGCCGAUGCCCGCACCUUUCGAUUCUUUCGCCCACCAUGCCACUCAUCCUCACGGUGCAGGCUACUCGGCGGGCCAGCAAGACUACAGAUCGACGGGGGUCGCUGGCCAAGUUCCUGAGAGCUUCGGCUUGGUCGCCCCACUUGCCUCCUUUGCAUCAUGA